UAUUUAGUGAAGAACCAACCACCGAGUAGAUCACUUCCGUGCAAGUUGGUUGACAAGUAUAAAAGCAUGACCCAAACAAACAUACACUUAAACAUAGAUUCAGCUAACCUUAAUGGACAAUGACGAUGUAACUGAACUGCUUCAAGUGUAAUCAUGCAUUUGUCUCCCACAAUUAAAUACUAAACCAAGAUCAAAUCCAAGCAUUAAUGUCUGGAUUGAGUGCUGCCUUGUACAUGUCUCCAACAACAAGAAGAAAGUCAAUAUUAACAACCCCAACUCUUACUCCUCCUCAUUGGCCAAAUGGUCAUCACUCUGUCUUCUGGACAAAACAAAAACAAACAAAUAAAUUAUCCUGUGAAUUAACUAUGCUGCUAAUUGCUUCAGCUACCCUAUAAUGCAUGUAAUUAAUUAACAUUGCAAUUAAGCACAUAAGUUAAUCACCCACAUGUACAGGUGUUACUACAUUGCAAAGAUGAACAUGCAUUAAUUUGGGCAUAUGCACUUGAUAAUUUUUGAGCUAGAGCCUAGAGGGUUAGCAUGUUCUUGUCCGGGAUCUCGCCGGCGGUGCACCAUGACCUGCAGCCGGGCGGCCGUAGUCCGUACGACGGCGACGACGGCGACCGCACGCUGGUGGUGCUGCUCACCUUCGGCAUCUUCUUCUCCUUCGUCAUCCUCUACCUCGUCGCCGGCCUCAUCUGGGCCGUCGUCAUCACCGCCGCCGCCGUCGUGCUGUCCUUCCUCUACCUCAGGGUCCGGCGGCGGCGCGCCGCCGUGGGCGGCACGGCGGCGGCGGCGGCGCCCAACGACGUGGUCUUCAUCGUGGGGGCUCAUCAGGCUGCUCGGAGCACCGGCAGCAGCGGCGGCGGCGGUGAUGUCGCCGCCGCGGCCAUCGUGUCGGCGAUCCCGGCGUUCGAGUACAAGAGGGUGAACGGCGGCGGCGGCGAGGACGGCGGCGCGGCGGCCGGGUCGGGGUGGGCGCAGUGCGUGAUAUGCCUGGGGCUGGUGCAGGUCGGCGAGGUGGUGCGGCGGCUGCCGGCGUGCAAGCACAUGUUCCACGUGGAGUGCAUCGACGCGUGGCUGAGCUCGCACUCGACUUGCCCGAUCUGCCGCGCCGACGUCGUCGACGAGCUCGCCGCCGCCGCCGCCGGCGGCCGGUUAGAGCUGCCGGUUUGAUCGAUCAGCUCAGCUCAGCUGCUGGCUGAUGCUGCCAUUGGAGAUUAGCUAGCUGUUGCUUGUUGUGUCAGAUUAUCAUGUUAAUUUAGUUCGAGAUGAAGCUUGACAAGUUGACAUAAUGUACAGAAUGUUUACCUAUUGAUGAUAAUCUAAUGUGUAUAUAUAUUCAUGUAUAAUUUUACAUUACAUGAUA
This is a messenger RNA of Oryza sativa Japonica Group (Japanese rice), 1366 nucleotides long. Its product is annotated as E3 ubiquitin-protein ligase EL5-like. Lineage: Eukaryota; Viridiplantae; Streptophyta; Magnoliopsida; Poales; Poaceae. The record is from RefSeq and is a predicted model, not a curated record.